Messenger RNA from Aspergillus caelatus, 1470 nucleotides. Its product is annotated as cytochrome P450. The transcript is spliced from 6 exons. The coding region runs from base 1 to 1470 and encodes 489 amino acids. Lineage: Eukaryota; Fungi; Ascomycota; Eurotiomycetes; Eurotiales; Aspergillaceae. Gene Ontology annotation, molecular function: oxidoreductase activity, acting on paired donors, with incorporation or reduction of molecular oxygen; iron ion binding; monooxygenase activity. The record is from RefSeq and is a predicted model, not a curated record.
AUGUACGAGUUACCUGUUAACCCCGUUCUUGUCGCUAUCUUCACUAUCUUUCUGGUGACAUUUGUGAAUGUACUUUGGACUGUUCACAAUGAUCCUAUUUCAAUGGUACCGGGGCCUUGGCUCUCCCGAUGGACUGGGGCUGUCGCCGAGUACCACUGGGUCAUGGGAAACCGACCCAAAUAUGUUCAUAAUCUACACAAGAAAUACGGCCCGAUUGUACGGGUGGCGCCUGACGAGAUCGAUAUCUGCGACAUCAAUGUUGUCCAUGACAUGUAUAAGUCCGGCAGCGGGUUCCUUAAAUCUGCCUGGUACGACAAAUUGACAAUCAACGGAGUCAAAAAUAUUUUUAGUGUCAGAGACCCAAAGGCUCAUAGCAUCCGGCGACGCCUACUCUCCUCGCCCAUGUCAGACGCAUCCCUCCAGUCAAUGCAACCAACGAUAGAUGUGAACAUCCAACUCGCUAUACGACAGAUGCGACACGAGAUGAAGUCACGGGGGUCGAUAGACAUAUUCAAGUGGUGGUAUUUUAUGUCUACGGAUCUUAUUGGGCAGUUAACCUUUGGUCACACAUUUCAGUUGCUUGAACGCGGUCAGAAGAAUCAGCUAGCAGCCGACUUAGAGACCCUUCCUCGCUUGGGUAUGAUCGGAUCGGCCUUCCCCAUGUUACUUCAACUCGCAGGCAUAUUACCCUUGCCUUAUUUUCGGAAUGCAAUGAAAGCCGGUCAACGGAUCGCAGAGUAUGCGGAUCAAUCACUCCUGGCUUAUAAAACGUCAGUCACCCGGGACGCCGCCAAUCCAAAGCCUACCCUUUUUACCAAGUUAUUCCAUGCGGGCUCGGAUCAACUAUCGGACAUAGACCUUGGAAGUGAAGCACAGGGGUAUAUAGUUGGUGGUAGUGACAAUACAGCCAUUACACUAACAUACCUCGUGUGGGCGGUUUGCCGAGAUGCAAAGAUCAAAAGUGGUUUGCUACUAGAGUUGAACACCCUUCCGGAAACUUUCGGUGAUGAUGACCUCAAGAAACUACCAUUUUUGAACAAUGUCGUACGGGAGACCCUGCGUUUAUAUGCCACAAAUCCGUCCAGCAGGCCUCGAAAUCCCCCAGGUCCUGGGGCGAAUCUCUGUGGAUACUGGAUUCCAAGUAGUGUGACGGUAUCUACGCAGGCUUAUAGUCUCCAUCGAGAUCCUCAUAUAUUCCCUCAUCCCGAAAGGUUCGACCCCUGGCGUUGGACCUCAACAACGAAAGAGAUGACACAUGCCUUUAUGCCCUUUGGCGGGGGUUCUCGGAUCUGUUUGGGUCUACAUCUGGCUCUCAGAGAAAUUCGCCUCGGUGCUGCGCAUUUCUUUCGUUCCUUCCCCGACGCAAAGAUUUCAACUCAGGAGAACAUGAGCGACUCUGAUAUGGAACAAAUCUGCUACUUCAUUAUGUCGCCAUAUGGGAAACGAUGCCUAGUAGAAGCUACAAUAUAG